Molecule: messenger RNA, 2274 nt
Organism: Polyodon spathula (Mississippi paddlefish)
Lineage: Eukaryota; Metazoa; Chordata; Actinopteri; Acipenseriformes; Polyodontidae
Product: glycylpeptide N-tetradecanoyltransferase 2
Exons: 11
Coding region: 204-1538 (444 amino acids)
Biological process (GO): N-terminal peptidyl-glycine N-myristoylation
Cellular component (GO): cytoplasm
Molecular function (GO): glycylpeptide N-tetradecanoyltransferase activity
Source: RefSeq, a predicted model, not a curated record
UAAUCUAAUUUAAAACAGCAGCCGUUUUACUUCAGAUCCCCAAACAAUCCACGAUUCACAAACCUCUCCUCACCAUGUAACUCUGACGACACGCGGAGGACAGUAGGUAGAGGGAGCUGUUUCUGUCCAUUUUACUUUGUGUUUUCUUUUAUUAUUAUUUCCCUCCGUCUCCGUUAUUCUAGAUUUUUUCAGCAUUUCUCUCCAUGAUGGCGGAGGACAGCGAAUCUGCAGCCAGCCAGCAGAGUCUGGAGUUGGACGACCAAGAUACCUGCGGUAUAGAUGGAGAUAACGAGGAGGAAAAUGAGCAUAUGCAAGGGAGUCCAGGAGGAGAUCUGGGGGCCAAGAAGAAGAAGAAAAAGCAGAAGCGGAAGAAGGAGAAGCCGAGCUCUGGGGGAACGAAGUCAGACUCUGCAUCUGACUCUCAAGAAAUAAAGAAUCCUGCUAUACCAAUGCAAAAAUUGCAAGACAUUCAGAGAGCAAUGGAGUUAUUAUCAGCUUGUCAGGGUCCAGCCAAGAAUAUUGAUGAGGCUACCAAGCACAAAUAUCAGUUCUGGGAUACUCAGCCAGUUCCUAAGCUUAAUGAAGUUGUUACAUCCCACGGCCCUAUUGAACCAGAUAAGGAAAACAUUCGCCAGGAACCUUAUUCUUUACCCCAGGGUUUCAUGUGGGACACCUUGGACUUGAGCAAUGCAGAAGUGUUAAAAGAGCUGUAUACCCUGCUGAAUGAAAAUUAUGUGGAAGAUGAUGACAACAUGUUCCGGUUUGAUUACUCGUCCAAUUUCCUAAAAUGGGCACUGCGUCCUCCAGGCUGGUUACCACACUGGCACUGUGGAGUCCGAGUUUCUUCAAACAAGAAAUUAGUCGGGUUUAUUAGUGCCAUUCCCGCCAGCAUUCGCAUUUAUGACACUGUAAAGAAGAUGGUAGAAAUCAAUUUUCUAUGUGUGCACAAGAAAUUGCGAUCCAAACGUGUUGCGCCGGUGUUGAUCCGGGAAAUCACGCGAAGGGUGAACCUGGAGGGGAUUUUCCAGGCUGUGUACACUGCUGGAGUGGUGCUGCCCAAGCCAGUGUCCACAUGCAGGUAUUGGCAUCGAUCUUUGAAUCCCAGAAAACUGGUGGAAGUAAAAUUUUCCCAUUUGAGCAGAAAUAUGACUUUGCAGAGAACAAUGAAGCUCUACAGAUUGCCAGAUGCCACGAAAACAGCUGGCUUGCGAACCAUGGAGAAAAAGGAUGUCAAACAGGUGCAGAAACUGCUUGAAAAGUAUCUAAAGCAGUUUCACUUAGGACCGGUUAUGGAUGAGGAAGAAGUGACCCAUUGGUUCUUGCCACAAGAGAAUAUAAUUGACACCUAUGUAGUGGAGGGUCCUGGUGGAGUUUUGACAGACUUCACAAGUUUCUACACCCUACCCUCUACAGUAAUGCAUCAUCCUCUUCACACAAGCAUUAAGGCUGCCUAUUCCUUCUACAGUGUGCACACACAAACCCCACUCAUGGACCUCAUAAAUGAUGCUCUCAUUCUUGCUAAACUGGCAUUUGGGUGAAGCAAGCACUACCCACUACUCCAAAACAAAGCUAUACACUUGGCAUCUGUAUCUCUCUUUGAUUCUCAAGCAAGGUGAUGUUAAUCAAGCAUGUUAAUCGCCCAGUUCUCUCUCUAUCCAUAAUAAUGUAAAAGAAAAUAAUAAUAACCAUCCCAUAACAGUUUAACGAGCAAGUGCAGAAGGUGAGCCAGGACAGAUACAGAAGGCAGUCAGGUGAUCUUCAAGCCGUGUCAGUCCCAAGGCUCCCCAGCAGGUGUCAGAGUUGGCCACAGUCAGCCUAAGACAGGAAUGCAGGCAGGGCCAGAGGUAUCUCUUCAGAUUUCCCUAGGUAAUCUAGUGAGUAUGUAACAGGGGUGGAAAUUAAUUAAUAGUAAGAUAUUCGAAUAUACCAAGAAUAAAAGUUUUGAAUACCCAGACACUACCUGUAAUUACUCAUAAGUGAUAGGUCUUUAGGACGUAUUAGCAGCGGCCACGGACAAGGAUGCAUAGAUAAAUGCGUCAACAGUAACCGUGAAGAAACAUCUAAGGCAUCUAAUGUAUUCAAAGUAAAAAAUGAGUUAAACUACAACUAAGAAAUAAGAAUAUAAUGCAGAGGGGUUUUAACUUUAAAACGCAGAACUUUAUAAAAAGGACCUUCAAAACUUUCAACUGCAUUUAGCACCCUUUGACGACUUGUGUAAAACACAACACAACUGAUUACUAACAAAGCACAACAAAAUAUGUUUGCUCAAUAACA